Cucumis melo (muskmelon) is the source of this 1408-nucleotide messenger RNA. Its product is annotated as protein LIKE COV 3-like. The record is from RefSeq and is a predicted model, not a curated record. The transcript is spliced from 6 exons. Bases 194 to 904 code for a protein of 236 amino acids. Gene Ontology annotation, cellular component: Golgi apparatus. Lineage: Eukaryota; Viridiplantae; Streptophyta; Magnoliopsida; Cucurbitales; Cucurbitaceae.
UCGGAGUCUAUUUAUUCGUCUGUCCGGGUCGACUCUGCAAAAUUGAAAUGAAAAUCAGUUGGAAGUUCCGAAUAGUUCGUUAAUGGUUCCGGGAAGAGGAGAGGAAGUAAAAAAAAGAGAGAGACCCAAAAUGUAAUUCCAAAAUCAAAGUGGAGAGAGAAAAGAAAAGCCAAAAACCACAAUCAAAACGGAAAUGAGUACAAGAGAGAGGGAACGAGAUCUAGAACUUUUGAUCCCAGUCGCUACAGUUUCUGAAAAUGGAGCUUCCAAAUCUUCCACCGGCCCCGUUGCCGCUUUAUCCAAUCAUCACUCCGGCCGCGAGGCGUUUGCUAAAGUCAUUCGCAGCUGGGCGUCCAAGAAGUUCAUGACAGGAUGUGUAAUUCUUCUACCGAUUGCUAUUACAUUCUACAUCACUUGGGGCUUCAUUCGUUUUGUUGAUGGUUUCUUCUCUCCAAUAUAUAAUCACUUAGGGAUUAAUAUUUUUGUAGAAUUUUCUGCAGGGCUUGGGUUUAUUACCUCCAUCACGUUCAUCUUUCUUGUUGGUAUUUUCAUGUCAUCUUGGUUGGGAGCUUCUGUUCUUACUAUUGGUGAAUGGUUCAUUAAGAAAAUGCCACUUGUUAGCUAUAUUUACACGGCCUCGAAACAAAUUAGUACUGCGAUUUCACCAGAUCAAACUUCACAUGCCUUCAAGGAAGUAGCAAUUAUCAGGCACCCCCGUGCUGGCGAGUAUGCUUUUGGAUUCAUCACUUCCUCUGUUGUUCUUCAGAGGAGAAUGGAAGAAGAAGAACUCUACUGUGUUUAUGUCCCUACUAAUCAUCUCUAUCUUGGAGACAUAUUUCUUAUGAGUUCCAAGGACAUCCUGAGGCCUAAUCUCUCUGUCCGAGAGGGAAUUGAUGCUCCUUGAUUUGGUGUAGAAAUUGUGAUCUCUGGAGGGCUGUCAGUGCCUCAAAUACUGACCACAGUGGAUGCAAGAGCAAUGCCAACAAAUGUGGAUGCAAGAGCAAUGCCAACAAGUGUGGAUCCAAGAGCAAUUCCAACGAGUGGAAUCGAAAAACUUUGCAAAACCAAAAGUAUGGUAUAAUGAUGAUCAGUGGGUGAAUAUAUUUCAUCCAACCAUGAAGAAAAUGGAGUGUUUUUACACAGCUUAGUCGAUUCAAAAUGGCAUCUUCAGUAAACUGUAAUGGGAACAACCUGCAAAUUGGAAGGAAACUCAAAUUCUUUAGAAACAAACAGGAAGAAAUAUUGCCAAACGUUAAUCUUUUUCCAGAUCCAUGAUUUGGUACUUCUGAGCUUUCACUUUUUGAGUAGGGGAGCAGCUUUCUCCCUUUAUUUUUGAGUUGUAUAUGUUUACCCAUGUUCAAUGACAUGGAAAUUUUGUUUUCUUCAAAACAUGUUUCUAGUUCUCCAA